Solea solea (common sole) is the source of this 2630-nucleotide messenger RNA. Its product is annotated as torsin-1A-interacting protein 2-like. Lineage: Eukaryota; Metazoa; Chordata; Actinopteri; Pleuronectiformes; Soleidae. The record is from RefSeq and is a predicted model, not a curated record. The transcript is spliced from 7 exons. Gene Ontology annotation, cellular component: membrane. Gene Ontology annotation, molecular function: ATPase activator activity. Bases 188 to 1675 code for a protein of 495 amino acids. Gene Ontology annotation, biological process: membrane organization.
AAAAAUGAAUUGCAGCUCAAAUUUCUAAUAAGCACCCCCUCCUCGUGUGUAAUAAUCAGUACAUAUCAAAGCAAAGAUAAAAGGACAACACUGAACAAAGGAUAGAAAAAAAAUGAGGUAUUGAAUACCCAAUACCUAUAGAAGAAAAUACUCUUUUCAGAUCCCAUGCUAAGUUUGAAUAACAACCAUGCCUAAAAACAAUAAAGUUACUCAGUCUACAAAACCCCAGAGGCAACAGAGGCAAGCCUCUCGGCGUACAGCAAUACACGAUGAAAGUAUUGGUCCUCAGAGCAAGUCCCCUAGCAAAAAGAGACGACUGAAGACUGAAAGAGCAGCCGGCAGCCAUGGCGAUGGGAAUGAGAUGGAGGCUCAGGAGUCGGCUGAAAAUAUGGAGAAAACUACAGACCAGGUAGUGGACUCACCCAUGGAGGAUUCAUCACAUACCACUUGUCCACCCGUAUUAUGCCAAGGAUUUGCCACUGGGAUUUUCUCUGUGUUAGACGCUGCUGGAGAAGUCAAUUUAUUCCCUUUGGUAGAGCUCAAUGAACGCUGCCAACCCUAUGCUGUAAUUAAAGAUUCAGACUUGAAGAAAACAAUAACAGAAAAACCACCAACCAAAAAACCUGCAGCUUCUAGCAAGCCUGUAGUGCCAGUGAGACCACUACUAAACAGGCACGAUGCUCCAGCCUCCAAAACCAGCAUACCUGAGUACCAGAGUAGGAUGAAGUCCAUGGCCAGUACAGCUGGUGAUCAACGGCCGAGGGAUUACAGCACAAUUCAUCACCGUUUUAAUAACAUUCCAAUUAACAAAGAACCUGUCAAGUCCAAGAAACAAGAACAGGUAAAAAAAACCAAAGUCAUCAAGACAAGCUCUGGACACUCCUCUCGAGGUUUUAUGUGGUAUUUGUGCUGUGUGGUUCUGCUGGUGCUGCUUAGUUCUGCUGCCUUGUUGGCAUUCAAAAAAAUCCCUCUCCUCCAAAGGCUUGGAGAUCAUGGGAGUCAUUCAACCAGGGCUGUGGAGGCUGAAUUGUUUGUAGAUCAGUUGUCUCUUCUUGAGACUCAAUUCCCCAGUCAGCGGCCUGAGUUGUGGAAGCGGAGCAAAAUUCACCUGGAAAAGCACCUCAGAACAGCCCAGCCCACGGAGCCGGUGAGCCUGAUCAUUACAGCUGGUCGCAGGGCUAAGAGGACACUGCACUGCCUUGCUCAGAGUCUGGCUUCCUCUUUCUCAUCUGCCCUCAAUGGCACCAUCCUCCACAUUGAUGGAGCCAGCAAAGCUGGCCAGGAGAGCGACACGGUAAAGCUGGACAUCGACAGCAAGCUAAAGGAAGCCUUUGAAGGUGAUAAACCUGUGGCAGUCAUUCAUCGCCUUGAGGAACUGCCUCCGGGUUCCACCCUCAUUUUUUAUCGCUACUGCGACCAUGAGACUGCAGCAUAUAAGAGUGUGUUCCUGUUGUUUACUGUGCUACUGCCUCGGGAUGAGCUGAGCACUGAGCAGAGUAUGAUGGAUGUGGAGGAGAUGGUCCAAGACUAUGUCAAGGAGAAGUUGGUCAGCUCCAGCAGUCAAACUUCCUUUAACGAGAUGGACGUUGACAAGUUCGGAGGACUGUGGAGUCGCAUCUCGCACCUCAUCUUGCCUGUGGUGUCUGAGAAGGAAGUGGAGCGAGAAGGAUGCUGAUGAGGCCGUCUGGUCCCUCUUGACACAGGGCAGGACUUAGAAGACACGUGGAAGUUUGAAAUAUGAGUGUGCUGUGAUAUUUCACAUAUAGACUUGAUUUUAGGUGUUUGAAAUGUAUAUUAAUUGCUCUCUGUCGGAGAGAUCUGAUUCAGUUUAACUGUUAAAGAUGUCGCCGUUUUUAAAUGUGUGUUCUUGUACAGGUGUUGCCUAAGGAUACAACAAUGUCAUUGCAGCAUCAUUUUACUUCCAAAGAAGGGGAUUCGGUACAUAGUCUCUUGGGGAAUUAACAUACAAUAGGAACACUCAGCACAAUUGCUUUUUAACUGACAUUUCCAGUCUACAGAAGAGAUUCUGUUGAAUUGACAGCAAAAAGCUUUGUUUGUUUCUUUCUUUUGUAGACAUUCAAUUUUCACUGAUAUGUUUCCAGUCUCAGAGACGAUUGAAGGCUUGUUUUAUAUUUCUGUUAAAUGUCUCCAUUCAUGUGUGUCACUUCAUUCAUUUUGUGGAUUGGUUUUGCACUUAAAAAGUUUGACUUUCAAUAACAACCCAUUUAAACAGGAGUACUGGCUUUUAAAAAGAUAUAUAUUCUAUAGUUAUUGUUCUGUUUAUUUUGUCUCAAACCCCCAGUAUUCACUGAAAUGCUCUUGCAAUGUUUUCAACUUUAAUUCACAGGUUCUGAAUUUGUACAGAUGUUUUAUAAAAGUAAAUGUCACAAUAUGUGCCUUAAACACCAAUGUGGGGGAAAAAUCAGGCAUGAAUUAAAAAGCACUGAAACACUCAUGCAUAGUCAUGUGACAGAACAAGAUUACUUGCUGAUAGAUCAAUUUUGUAAUUUGUAAAUUUGAAUUUGAAAAUGAUAUCACUCAUUCCUCUUAUGUUGAUAUUCUGAGAUGACUUUUGUGUUGCUCAUGAGGACCUGGAUAUUUUCAAUAAAAAUUAUUUUGAUACAAGACAA